Messenger RNA from Topomyia yanbarensis, 720 nucleotides. RefSeq lists its product as uncharacterized. Lineage: Eukaryota; Metazoa; Arthropoda; Insecta; Diptera; Culicidae. The record is from RefSeq and is a predicted model, not a curated record. Bases 1 to 720 code for a protein of 239 amino acids. The transcript has a single exon.
AUGUGGUUCACCCAAGCCGAGGUCCAAUUCGCCCUCGCUGGGAUUCAGAACGAUCAGACAAAGUUCUUCCACAUACUGGCCAAAGUGGACCAGUUGGUGCUCCGCCAUAUUUCCGAUCUUGUCGCACAACCUCCAGAGGAAAACAAAUACAAAGCAAUUAAGGACCGACUAAUCUCCCGUUUUGAGCUGUCAGCGCAGGAAAAAUUGGAAAAACUUUUGAGUUCUUGUGAUUUGGACGACAUGCGUCCUACCCAUCUCCUUGCUAAAAUGCAAGAACUUUCUGCUGGCUUCAAUGCAAACGAGGAACUCCUUAAAAUGCUGUUUUUGCAACGAAUGCCACCGAGUUUCAAAGCUGUGCUAUCCAUCAGCGACGGUAGUAUAGCUAAACUUGCGGAGAUGGCGGAUAAAAUGGGUGAUUCCUCUGGUCCACAUCAGGUAGCUGCCGCAUCGUACCCAGCGACUCCAGGAAGUCUCCAGGAUCUCGAAGCUCAGAUCGCCGCACUCUCAGCAGAAGUUCGCCGGUUGAAAACCAACCCGGCCGGUAGCCCAAACCGAAGCCGUUCAUCUUCUCGUCAGCAAGAUGUACCACAGAAAGUUCGGUGCUCAGCAAUGCCGCUCGCCGUGUCGUUUUUCAAAUACAAAAAACUAGACACACUCUUACCUCAGACGGCGGAGGUGGGAGCCCUUUGCAUCAUGCAGCCGUCUAAUAGUUUUCGAUAG